Kockovaella imperatae is the source of this 1264-nucleotide messenger RNA. RefSeq lists its product as hypothetical. Bases 174 to 1109 code for a protein of 311 amino acids. The record is from RefSeq and is a predicted model, not a curated record. The transcript is spliced from 2 exons. NCBI's taxonomy places the organism in Eukaryota, Fungi, Basidiomycota, Tremellomycetes, Tremellales, Cuniculitremaceae.
CUCAUCAUCAUUCUAGACUAUAUUCUCAACUGCAUCGACCUGCUCGAACAGCUUCUAGCACCCACAACGAGUGAGCUUGGGGGGAUCACAUCUUCGUAUCUAAACUACACCUCGCAUCAGCCUCACACGACCUCGCUUAGCAUCACCCACAACUCCCGCUCUACCGAUCGAUCAUGAGCCAGCCCAGCACGACCACCGCUACCGGUGCUGAUCCGGCAUCUCUCCCACCUUUACCCACAGACCAUCUAUCUCACCCUGAUCAAUGGGCGACGGGCGCUGAACCCGCUACAGACAAGCAAAAGGGUUUCAUCAAGGUAUUGGAAAAGCAGCAUCCGGAGAACGUUCCGGAAGGAGGUGUGGAUGUAGAGAUCAUGCAGAAAGGAGAAGCGAGUGAAGUCAUUCAGAAGCUCAAAGAAGGACAGAGCUUGGGUGAUGAGGAAGAGAAACCAGCAGGAGAAGUGGAGAAGAAGAAUGGAGUCACACAUGGUGAGGAGGUUCAGACAAAGCAGAAUGAUUCUGCCGCCACAGGCGAGAGACCUGUCCCAGACGUCGUGGAACAGAAGCAGACCGAUGCACACGUUGCGUCAUCCCUUGAAGAGGCCGAAGCGGUCUCGCCAGCAGCGGACAAGAGUGCCAAAUCGUUCGAGCAAGUAGUCUCUGAACAAGGAGCCAAGAAAGCCGAAGCGAACGCUCAGCCUCCAUCGUCCUCACUGCCACCACCCUCGAGCUCCCAGACAUCGUCCUCUGAGAAGGUCGAUUUCAGUGGGGUCGACAAGAACCCUACGAAACAGGCUACUCUGGAUGACAUGAUGGGUGGUAAGGCCAAGGCUGAAAGGGAUGACAAGACCAUAAAGUCAGAGGAGAUCAAGGAAGCGGAAGCGAAGACUCACGAGGAGAUCAAGGAUGGUCAGGAGAAAGAUGAGACCGUCUCCAACGGGCAGGGAGACAGUGUGAAGGGAACCAAUGGGCAUGUUGAGAAGCAGAAUGGUCAUUCCUCGACUGUAUGGGAGAGUGACGGAUCGGAGCCUCGAGCGAAGCGAAAGGAGCAGGACAAAGUAUCUGGAGAUGAAGAUGUACAGUCGUCCAAAAAGGUCAAGACCUCGACAUGAGGAAAGACUUAAAACCUUCUCUCAUCCUCGAGUAAGAGCUCAUCUUGACUUAGGUUGACAUGGUCAGGAGGAGAACCUCGAUUCACAGAUCUGUAUACACUAGUCGGACUCUCUUUCUUUCUCUGUAGCAUACAUUUCAUGCAUUUCCAUCCAUG